Molecule: messenger RNA, 5916 nt
Organism: Porites lobata
Lineage: Eukaryota; Metazoa; Cnidaria; Anthozoa; Scleractinia; Poritidae
Source: the annotation of a GenBank genome assembly
GGAAGCGAGGCUAACGGAGAGGAAACAUGUCCGAACCAAGGCAAUUGCAAAUUCAGGUGGAAGGGCUCCAAAAUCUAAAGGAAACGCUAGAGGAGCAUAAAGGAAAGCAGAUAGUUGUGAUGUUUAUCGGAUCGAUGUUAGAGGAAGGCGAUCAUAUCGGGGAAAGUUGGUGCCCAGACUGCCGAGAUGGUAAGCACAGUUCAUGGAAUUGAAUGAUUGAUGGCUCGAUAAUCGAUAAUACGAGGAAGAGCCUUUUCAGUUUCAAAAGGUUUUGAAAUAUAGAUCGUUGGUUGGACAAGGCUUGUUGAUCUUAACCAUAUUUCUUCCUUACAUCAGUUGGCAGUAAUCACCAGGUUUCCCAGAGAAUUACAGUUAAAUUUCGAUUUGUUUUUUUUUCUCCCUCAAAGUGAGACUACACCCACGUCUCACAUUUUAACAUGAUCAGCUGUUUUUGUAUCAAGUAUUCAUGUGCCGAUGAAAAAGCCUUAAUUUCCUUUGCCAGAAUAAUUUCGAGAGCCUGCAUUAUUUUUGCAGUUGUCCUAUGAAACGAUUAACUGUUAUAAAGAAAAAAAAAUAUCCAGUAUUCGAAAUUACCACCCCUUAAAUUUGUAAAAUGCUGGUUGCAGGACUAAUAUAUUUAUUAAGCAAUAGAAAUUAAAACGGUUCUGUAAACAUGUGAAGCCUACCCAUGGGAGAUGUUGGGAGAACACGAGAUUAGCUUGUAAAUCACGAGCUUAAGGCGAGCAAUUUACAAGCUUUUUGAGUGUUCUCGUAACAUCACAAGUGGGUUAUCACGCUGGUAAACCCAUAGAAAGUGUGGUCUAUUGCUUUUAUAAAAUAACUUUAAGUUUUCCAUGAGUUUACCAGCACAAUAAACCAUAGGUUUUUAGCCGAUCAAAACGCGUGUGCGAUCUUAGUUAUUUUAUAAAUAAAUAUAGCAGGACUGAUAUAUAUAAAUGUAGCUUUUUUCCCAGGUCCGUUAAAGAAUGGAACGAACUUCCCGCAACAAUUAUUGAAGCUGCCAACACAGAGGCCUUCAAGCUUGCCUUGAUGGCCCAGGCCAGGCCCCAUUAAACAUUUGAACGUUUGUUAUUUUUAUAUCACCAGCACAAAUUCACUGCAUUGCAGCAGUGUUGGCUAGGGGCAAGAGUACUUUAACCAAAUUUGGUCAUAGGGUACUGGUGCUACUAAAACCUAGCCUGUGAAUGCAAAUAUACUUCCGGUCAUUGCUCUCUCUGCCCAAAAAGUAACGUACUCUACAUACAGGAGCAGCCAAACUAUUUCUGUGACAAAAACCUCAUUGUCAACUAUGAUUUGGACAUUAAGUAUGAGCAUAGGUCUUUCAUGUUUUGAGUGUGAAGUUGCAAAAAUGAUUGUGAUAUUACAGUAACUGUAUUUUUGCUCCUUAGCGGAACCAGUUGUAGAAGCCGCUUUGCAACAAGCAUCAACAGACAUGGUCUUUAUUUUAGUUGUUGUUGGGGACAAGCCAACGUAAGUUCAAACUUUCUUUUCAUCAUUAUUUUCAUAGCAUAGGUCGGCCAUUAUAGUGUGAUGUCAAAUGCAUGAUUUUUUUUAUUGCUUGUAAAUUUUAAGUCUUUGGAUGAAGUCCUAUUAAGUGUGACCAUUCAAAUGCAUUCUCUCAGCAUAAAUUUUACUGGGUACAGUGUACUACAUGUCUUUCUGUAUGUUACAAGAUGAAAGUGGAAAUUUUCGUUGAAUUUUGAGUUGGCCACCUCUACAGGGGCGUAGCUAGCGGGUGGCCCUAGGGUGCCCAUGACUCCCCCCCCCCCCUUUUGUGAGAUAAAAAUUUUGUUUUAUGUCCCUAUAAUUCAGGUGGCCAAAAUGCACAAAUCCAAAGAGUGAACUAGCCUGCGUAGCAAGCGUUUCCAAUCGAGUUAUUGUGCGAAAGUUAGAGCGGAAGCAAAAAAAAGGUUGAAUGGGGAGGGGGAGGAGAGAAGAGAAAACGAUUGCCCACAAACCCCACGAUUCUGGAAAAUGCCCCUUGAUAUUUCACGGUUCGGUUCAUUUGUAAAUUGACAGUUCGUCAAAAUAGAAGUAUAACAAACAGAUUACCCCCGAAUUACCAGAUUUGUGAAAUUACUUUGUUCUCUAAUAGAACACGUUGCAGGCUAUUGCAAGAACUGUAAUAAAAAAGAUUUACGAUAAAAGAAAGUUAAAACUAUGAGCGAUUGCUGCGGAAUUUCUUGUUUUUUAUUGUGUGGCUUUAUCUCGUCUGAAACCUUGUCAACAUGUCAAAAAUUAUUUGUCCAGAACAAUUCACUCCACCGGGUAUAAGUUUUGCAGAGUGGCUGCUCUUCAGCCUGUGUCGAAACGUUCUCUACAAUAGAUGCCGCUAAAUUUCCAAUAAACAAAAAGAAUCUUUUCAUUUCAAAAAGCUGACAAAUCGCUUGUCCAUGGUGGCUUUAGCUAGUGUCAAGUACCGAUGUUCUGAUUUAUGUUGAUGUUAUCUCCAACAAACAGUCGAUUUUUUUCCAGUCAGAUCCGCACGCUGUCAUUCUCAAUAAAUUGGUCUUCCCUAGUCUCCACUGCUCAAUCUCCAAUUAUACUUUGAAGACUCUGAUCUCAUAAACCUUAGCAUAAACACGAUUCAAAUAAAUAUCAGUCUAAAGCAUUAAUCUGCGACCACAAAUCAGAUGAGACGUACCAGAUCUGUGACGCACGAAAACAAAGCAUACCUGGUUUGAUUGAUGUUUCGAAUGCUAAGUAAUCAACACUACCUGCACCGUGCCCAUCAGAAGCUGCGUUCGUGGGCGAACGCAGUUUUUCAAAAUUGUGGGGUUUGCGGGCAAGCGGUUCCUUCUUUCCCCUACCCCUCCCCCAUCAUUCAUUUUUUUUUCAGUCUUGUCCCAGCUUUCUAGACGAACCUCACGAGGAAACGCUUGGUGUGCAGGCUAAGGAUCAACAUGCAAUAAAUCUUUUCCAGUGCUAGAUAGUUACUUAAUCCAUUUGCAGGACCUAACAUCUGCAGUGGACCAUGUUCUUGUUUGUAACUAAAAUAGAGUAAUUUAUUUAUGCUAUGUGGAACUUAAUAAUCUAUGCAGGUAUUUUGUAGGCUUGUCCCUCCCCCCAUGCUCACUGCUCAUCCCAAAAAAAGUCACUUUUAGUAUAACAUCGCGUAGAUGUCAACAUACCAAUCUGGAAAGUACCCUGGGUGUGGCAUAGUGUGACCCCCCCUCCCCCCCUUCUUUGAAAAAUCCUAGCCGGGCUUCUGCUCUGGUAGUGAAAGCUGCAAACAAUGUUUUAAAGACUGUCACCCUCAUUUAGGGUUUACCUUGCUGUAAGAACCUGUGAUCUGUUUUCUUGUUUCGCGCCUUUUAUUUUCCUAGGUUAUUGUAAUAAUUAUUGUGCCGCCGUCUUUGUUUCCUUUGUUUUAUAUCACUCAUGAGUUUCACAGGUCUUUACAACGAGGAUGAGCCCUUAAUGUAGCUGGGAUAAACAUGAUAGAGUCAAGCUAUUAACUUUUACGUCUAGAAACAUUUUUGUUGUCCAACAGGUGGAAAGAUCCCAAUAAUGAAUUCAGAACAAGUCCAGUGUUCAAACUGAAAGAAAUUCCCACAAUUGUGGAGUAUGGCACAGUAAGUUAAUUUGAAAGCCAUGAGUUCAAAAAAGAACAAAAUAAAUAUGCAAAAUUAAUUGAGAAUUGGUUUAUGCUUAGUGUGUGUAUACAAGUUAUGGAUGCAUGUGGGAGGUUUGGAGUUACUUGAGGUGUUAAGCUGAGCGAGAGCAACUCUAGCUUCUUGUCAGAGUGUGUUAGGAAAUUUUAAAGCUUCCUUGCCCAAAGCGUGGGUAAGGGUCCAAGCAAGUCAUCUUCUGAUUAAAUCAUUUAUACCACUACAUGAGAAAUUUCUGCAAAUUGAUUGGCUUAGAGCUGUGGUAUUUCAGCUUAAUUUGAAGUACCUACAUGAGAAAAUUACAAAACUAUUGCGGGUAGUAGUAUAAAGAAAUAAUAGCAUGAUUUGUACAUGAUAUUUGGCAUAAAUACCACUAGUGAUAUAAUUUCAAAUUUGUCUCAAAUUUCCCUCGCCUAAAGGCUCGUGCAAUUACGUAUAACAAUUUCGAAAUAUCACUCGUGGUACAUUGUUGUAUUUAUGCCAAAUCUCACGACAAAUCAUGCUAUUACCUAUACUAAUUUAGGCAAGCAAAAUGACAGAGCUGCUUGCCCAUAGGACAAAAUGAAAUUCAAGUUUCUUUCAAGCCCUUGUUUUGUGUUGUCUAAAGGAUUUCAACCAUUGCUUUCUUGGUGUUACUGAUCUCAGCACUGUCUUUGCUUCUUAUGACACCAACACUGCACAGACAAGACACAUCAUCAUUCGUUGUCUUUGUUGAUAUUAUGAUUAAUUUUAGUUCAAAUACAUGUACUGCUUGGGUAUACUAAUUCUGUUCUUGAUAUUUCUUUCUUCCAGGAUAAAAGACUUGGUUGUGACGAGUGCAAACAGCAAGAUCUAGUCAACAAUUUCUUUCCCAAAUGAAAUGGAAACUAAAAAUCACAAGCAAUUAUCCGGCCCAAGAGAAUCACGUAGUGAAUUGACUGAAGUGAUGUUACAGUAAUGUUUUGAUUGUGUGUGUGCCUUAUUAGUUAUGAGAUACAUUUGCAUCAAACCUUGAAUUCAGAACUUUCUUUGUUGUGUGCUUAUAAUAUCCUGUACUUCAAAACAAUCAAACUGUGGAAUGUUGCGAGAUUUCUGAGAUGUAUGCAGGGAGGGCAGGCCUACAGUCUGGAUAGAGGCAACAGGAGGCCUAAGAAAAAAAAAAUUGAAGUUUGUUUGUGUUCUCUAUGAAAAAAGACUAUAAUAUUAUAUUAUGGCUACGAUGGCAAUUAACACAUUAUGAAAUGGUAAAAGUCAACUCUUUCCUUGGGAACACCAUGCCAUAAUGGGCACCCAGCUGAUGGUUAUGCUGGAGAGGAGCUACAUGUAAAUCCCUGCAUACGAUUGACUGCGAUCAAUUACUGCAGUGGACUCUCGUGGUCAUAAUAAAAUUAAGGGAGUUGACUGUAUAUUUCGGAUAUGGAACUCUGACUCAUUAGUUAUAGUUGUCAUUAGCAAAGGUGCCCCACAAGGUAUUUUCAUCAAAUUAACUUGUCUUGAACACAAUUUUUAUUAUGUGGAUUUAUGCAUGUGAGGUAAUGUGUACAAAUUAAUCCAUGGACUGAAUUUUAUGAUUUUCGAAUUUGGUCAGUGUGUAAAAAUAUUAGUAUAGGUAAUAGCAUGAUUUGUAGUGAUAUUGGCAUAAAUACCACUAGUGAUAUUUUGAAAUUGUUAUAGGUAAUGGCUCGUGAAAUUUGAGACAAUUUUGAAAUAUCACGAGUGGUAUUUAUGCCAAAUAUCAUGUACAAAUCAUGCUGUUAUUUGUUUAUACUACUACCUACAUAAGGUUUGUAAUUUUCACAUGUAGGUAUUUCAAAUUAAGCUGAAAUACUACUGCUCUAAGCCAAUCAAAUUGCAGAAAUUUCUCCUGUAGUAUUAUAACGGGUUGAAUAAGUUUUGCCAUUUCAGUUCUGUGAGGUUUAGAAAACAUAAUAAUUGCUUCAUUCCACAGUUUUUCAGUGUGUUUUGUAGUAUUGACAAAGGUAAAUGAAUAACACCCCAUUAAUUUUAAGUUAGUUUAUCGAGAAGGAAAAGGAAUCACAAUGUUAACAAGUGUGUUACUCACCUUUUAAGCAAUACCAAAAAAAGGCUAUUGGUCUUGAAAAUUAUUUAUUUCACUCUCUCUCCACUAUGGAAAAGUCAAAGGUAAAUAGAAAUACAUUUAACCUCUGACAACUUAUCCUGGCUGCUUGAAUUCAUGGUUUGGAAUUAUGACUAAAUUCCAAAUAAACUGUAGCUCAUGAUCAUUAGGCUGACAGAGAUAUAAAGGUAAAAUUGAAAAUAUUUAAUAAUAGGAACGUUGCCUUAA